Molecule: messenger RNA, 426 nt
Organism: Histoplasma mississippiense
Lineage: Eukaryota; Fungi; Ascomycota; Eurotiomycetes; Onygenales; Ajellomycetaceae
Exons: 2
Coding region: 1-426 (141 amino acids)
Source: RefSeq, a predicted model, not a curated record
AUGCUUCUUCAUGCCCUGCAGGGCUUUGUCAUAUUUCUGGGCUGGGCUCUUACAAUCGCCGUGCUCACACAAGAUGGUCCAACAGAUGGUCGAACGGCAUACUGUUUUGCGCUGUGUUGGCUCACUGUUCCCGCCCUCAUCUACCUGGCCGCAGUGCCUUUAUGGCCACGAACCCAAAGAUUUGGUAAUGCGUACGCUUUCGCAGUGAUUGACGUGCUCUUCGGUAUCCUCUGGUUUGCCUCAUGGGUGGCUGUUGCAUCAUAUGUGGCGGCAGGCAAAGUUGCUGACAAGGAUGAUGACAAUGAUAAAGAUGAGAAGGGUAAGAGCGGCUGCGGAGCGUUCAAAUUCGGUACCCCUGCAAAAUGCAAUAUAAGCACAGACGCUGCUGCACAACGAGGCGGACGAUUUGGGAGGGAUGCCGCAUGA